AAAUGAUAUAUUUAUCGUCCGGCACCUGGAUCAAUACAAAACGCAGAUACUGCAUCAACAUGUAUUUUUUCCAACUUUUGAUGUGUUUCUUGGGUCUGGUGUUCGGCGACAACAGUACGAUUGAUAAUAUAUCUGCGUUAUCAUCAACUGGGCAUGCAGAUUAUUCUACAGUUAGCCAAAUUACUCCUUGGGGAGAAUGGACACCUUGGUCUAAAUGGUCUCCAUGUACGAGGAGUUGUGGUGGAGGUUUGUCACGACAGCAGAGAAGAUGUAAACGGAAACCAUGCAAAGGAAAAUCUAGUGUAAAAUUCAAAAUAUGCAACAACCAGGCAUGUGAGAUACCAACCGAUUUUCGUGCAGAGCAAUGCAGCGCUUUCGACGAUAUACCAUACAGGGGAAAGUUACUAAAAUGGUAUCCAUACGACGAUCCAACGAAACCCUGCUCUUUAAUUUGUCAUGGAGUUUCAUCUCGAUCCUCAACUUUGUCAACAAGAGACUACGACUCCAGCCACCAAGAUGACAAGAAUAACAAACUAACAUCUGAAGAAGAAAUUAUUGAGGAUAGUUUCACUGAAUUGGAUACUGAUGACUCGAUCGUUGUUCAACUUGCUGAUAAAGUUCAAGAUGGAACCAGAUGUCAUACUGACAGCUUUGAUAUUUGCAUCGGUGGAACUUGCUUGAUAGUAGGAUGUGAUAUGAAAGUAGGCAGUGGUAAAACAAAAGAUCUUUGCGGCGUAUGCGGUGGAAACGGUUCGACUUGCCAGUCAAAAUACUCCUGGAGCCUGGAAUCGAUAUCUGCUUGCUCUAAAUCCUGCGGCGGUGGUUUUAAAAUGGCUGCACCAAUUUGCAAAUCACUUGAAGAUGAUAGUACGACCGAUGAAGAGAACUGUAAUCUUGAUAAAAAACCAACGAAAACAAUUCUGCCUUGCAAUAUGCAUCCUUGUGCAACAAAAUGGAUUAGUGGUGAGUGGAGUAAAUGCAGCGCUAGCUGUGGUGGCGGCUCUCGAACCAGACCCAUUUAUUGCACAGAAAAAAACGAAAAUGAUACUAUUAAGCUUCCAGAUCAUAGAUGCAACGCCAGCCAUAAGCCAAAAACUCAAGAAACGUGCAAUACUAUUUCCUGCCCAAUGUGGGAAACCGAUCAGUGGAGUGAAUGUUCAGCGACAUGCGGAACUGGAGUAAGAACAAGAACCAUUGAGUGUAGAGACGGAAAUGGAAAAUUAUCAAAUGAUUGUGAUUCUGCAGAGCGGCCUUAUGAUAAACAGGAUUGUAAAACCAACAUCAACUGUCCUUUGUAUUCAGAUGAGAUAUCACAACCAUUAAUGCAGCCUUAUCCACCGCCUCCAAUGCCCGAGAAAUUAAUUGACCAGCCAAUACCAUCCGAAGCUACGUUUAUAGCUGAUGAAUGGUCUACAUGCAGUGCAACGUGUGGUGAAGGCAUUCGUCAUCGUGAAGUUCAUUGCAAGAUAUUUCUCGAAUUUAGUAGGACAAUAGCUAAACUCCCAGACCGUCAAUGUACUGGUCCGAAACCUGUGGAAACAGAGAAAUGCAUGAUCCGAGCAUGUGGCCUGAUGGAAAACAAUCUCUCGUAUAGAGUUGACACUGUUGGAGACAGCGGGUACGAGGAAUCUAACUUGAUGGAUUCAUUUAGAUCUGCCAGCUCGGAUGAGUAUGAAGGCAGUGUCAAAGUUGCUACUGGUAAUUCUGGACAGACGACUUAUUCAUGGAAGGAAGCGGGGUACAGCGCUUGCACUGCUUCUUGUCUCGGAGGAGUUCAAGAUUUGAUUAUCAAUUGUGUCCGAGAUGACACUGGUAAAACAGUUAUUCCACUUCUCUGCACCAAAGAAACAAAACCCGAGUCUCGAAUUCGUACUUGCAACGACCACGCCUGUACCCCACGAUGGAACUAUAGUGAUUUUUCACCGUGUAACAGUCCCUGUGGUAUUGGUAUACAAACGCGAGACGUCACUUGCAUACACGAGGUAGCGCGGGGUCCUGGGAAUACAGUGGUAGUACCAAACCAUAUGUGUCAGACGCCACCGCCAGUUGACAGGCAGCAUUGCAACGUGUGGGAUUGUCCACCCAAAUGGCAACCCGGAGAAUGGGACAAAUGUUCUAAAAGCUGCGGAGGCGGUAUUAAACGACGUCAGGUUGUUUGUGAACAAGUAAUGGCUCAAGGUCACAAGCAAAUUCGUCCUGACCGAGAAUGCCAAGGAAAUAAACCUUCAUCUGAAAAACCAUGCAACACCAGAUCUUGCUAUGAUAUUGGGUUGAAUGUUCAACCAGUGAUAUUCAGUCAGAAUACGACGUUUUAUCAGCGGGAUCCUGAACAAAAAGUUGAUCUCAAAAUUGGGGGGACUGCAACAGUAUUUCAAGGGAUACCCGUGGUCAAAAUUCGUUGCCCGGUUAAAAAAUUCAGCAAGGGGCAGAUUAUUUGGACAAAAGACCGUGCAGAAUUACACAAAUCUCGAAAGUAUAAAAUUAGCCGAAAGGGAGCUUUGAAGAUAAUCGAUAUUGGAAUUACUGAUAGCGGCUCAUAUGCAUGCAUUGCUGGACAAUCGCAUGCCGAAUUACGUUUAAUAGUGAGACCUCGAACCAGAGAGCAAAUGAGUAGUGAAGAAAUUUUACGGUUUGGUAAUACUGUGAAUCAUCGACAGGAUGUUAAUUUGGAUUCGGGAGGCGCAAGUUCUGGCGAAAAUUUACAAAUCGAUCGCGCUGCACCAGCUUAUCAAGGCGCCUUUUCAUUCGGGAAUGAUGAUCUCAGUCACGAAUCACGACCUGAAAUACCUUCUGUAGGAAAACCAACUAAAAAACCCCGAAGGCCUAAACGUCCAAAACCAAGUCCUCCAACAUCGGACGUAAUAUCCAAUGGAGAGUAUUCAGUAACGUCAAUUCAUCAGCCGGGUUAUCAUGAGUCUGUUGAAUCUACAGCUUCUUCUAGUGCUUCUCGACUUACACCACAUUUCAGUCAAUUAAUUUCUACCUUGCAGUCAUAUUGGCCAUUCCAAAAUGGUGGAUCGUCUAAUCGAGGGCACCGAAUGGCGCCUGAAUUAUCUCCCAACGAUUUUCACUCGAAAAAUACCCUCGAACUGAAUACAAAAGAUCCUAAAGAUAAUGACGUACAUAUACAUUACGACAGCGUAGACAAAGAUUUUGAUAUGUUUGGACGUAAUUCGGUGAUUCCUGACGACAAAUUUGGACCGGAUGAAGAGCGCAUAUUCAUUGAGGACGAACCUUAUGAUUUUGACAGCGCUAUAUCUUCAAUGAAUGCUUGGGACAACAGGAAAAAGUCAACCGAAUCGCUUAGAAUUUACAAACAUCGAUUCACGACGGAACAAACUUCUGAUUACUUUGAAGAGUCUUUGAGAAAUAUUAAAAACCAAAAUCUCAACAACAAUGUUGAUAAUUAUUUGAGAAAUGAGCGAGGUAUUAAAUUGAGUAAAAAAAAUAGCGAAAAAAUUUACUCGUCAACUGAAACUUCUACUAUUGACAUCUAUUUCCAAGGCCAUACUGAUGAUAAAAAUAAAAUUACGGAGAUUUAUUCAUCAACAAAUCCGCAAGAAAAAAGUUACUCAGUAGAAUCUCAAGAUAAGAAUGAUUAUUCUAAACCUCAUCAUAGUACUACUGGUACCUCUCCAACUCCAAUUAUAAGUAAUGACAAAUCAACAAUCGACUUGGACAAAAUUGUAAAUUAUUCUGUCCAUACGACUGUUAAAUCAAUAGUUAAUGAUAAUGUUAAAUUAUCAACAGAAUCUUUGACGAUAAAAUUACCUGAAGAUGAUGAAAAAAUGUUUGACUCCGGUAGCGAAAUGGAACAAAUAGAAGAUUCAUAUGAAGAAGAAUUGAUAAAACAAAAGUUAUCUAAAAAUGAAACAGCAAAAUUGUCAACAAAUCACAGUGGAAAUAAUUCAAAAAUUUCGAGUGAUGAGAUUGCUCGAGAAAAUGACUCAGAGAACAUCGAUCACGGAGCGGUUGAAGUGUUGAGUAAUGAGGAUACUACGGAAAAAACACGGCAUUCAAAACAUAAAAAUCACUCUCAUAACUCAUUGAAGAAUAAAAAUUCAAAUCAACCAUUAAUACAAGUGGAAACAUUGACUUUUGACAUAAACGACACCACUGAUGAUACUUUCAAUAUUUUUACUAAAGAAACUAGUGAGAAUUUAGUAUUUGAAUGGGUUACUACUGAAUGGUCUAAAUGUUCGCAAACUUGUGGAGGUGGUGGAUUCCAAAUGAGAGGAGCUCAGUGUAUGGUUCGUUCAACAAAGCCAGCUAGUAAUAACACACGAGUUUCAUCGAGAACUGUAAUAGGUGCUUCGCUUUGUGAAGAUGCUGGUUUUAACGUACCGGCAAAAGUUCGUCCUUGUGGCUUAGAGAGAUGUCCCCAAUGGCAUGCAAGUGAAUGGACCCCGUGUGAAUCAUCACGCUGUUUUAAUUGGAAAACUGCAAUGCAAAGGAGAGAUGUUACUUGUCGUUUAAUUGAAGACGCAGUUAACGGCUCAACAAACGCGACUAUUCUUAAUACCGAUAAAUGCGACGACGCAAUAAGACCACCACAAAGACAAGAAUGUUAUAACGAUGUCUGUAAAGGAGUUUGGAGAGUAGGUGAAUGGUCGGAGUGCACAGCAUCUUGUGAGGAAGAUGGCAUUAAAUAUAGAAUUUUACAGUGUGUAUGGUUUGGAACAAAAAAGCCUGCAGGUAACGCAUGCCGUGAUAUACCUAGACCUCCAGUUAUGAAAAUUUGCAAAGGUUCUCCGUGUCCUCGAGUACCUGAAGACUGCGAAGAUCAUUCGCCACUAUGUACCAGGGUUAAAAUGAUGAAUAUGUGCCGAGUACCGCUUUAUCAGAAACAAUGCUGCAAAUCUUGUCGCUAAGCAUAAAGUAACAAUUAAUAUAAAAAUAAAUGUCAAUAUUGACAGUAAUUAGAUAAUUACUUGAAAUGAAUUAAUAAUAAUAAGUAAUAGUAUAUGAUGGAAAACAACAGUCGAAAUGCCAGAAUAUUAAUAUGAUGGAUAAAUUAUAAAAUAUAAAUAUAAAUAAAGAAAUAAAUGACUUAAAUAAGUCAUUUUUUAGAUAAAAAUUUAUUUUACGCACACUUUAAACAUAGCACUUAUACCUUUAAAGGAGUGAAUUUACCUCGUGUUUUCUCUAAAAAUAAGUAUUGACUUAUCACUUUUCUUCCUUGCAUUAUUUAAUUUGAAAAUGAUAGGAAGAAGAUUAUCAGAAAAGAUAUUAAGAGAAUAUUGUUAAAGUUCAAAAUAAAUUGAAGGGUACUUAAUUAAUUAGUUUAUCCUCAAAGGAGUAUGACUAUGAAUUUAAUAUAUUUAAUAAAAUUAAAAUAUUAAAAAAU
This is a messenger RNA of Cotesia glomerata, 5347 nucleotides long. RefSeq names its product protein madd-4 (gene nolo). Bases 3 to 4871 code for a protein of 1622 amino acids. Gene Ontology annotation, cellular component: extracellular matrix. Lineage: Eukaryota; Metazoa; Arthropoda; Insecta; Hymenoptera; Braconidae. The record is from RefSeq and is a predicted model, not a curated record. The transcript has 23 exons. Gene Ontology annotation, biological process: extracellular matrix organization. Gene Ontology annotation, molecular function: metalloendopeptidase activity.